Plasmodium yoelii is the source of this 465-nucleotide messenger RNA. Its product is annotated as NEDD8-conjugating enzyme UBC12, putative. NCBI's taxonomy places the organism in Eukaryota, Apicomplexa, Aconoidasida, Haemosporida, Plasmodiidae. Bases 1 to 465 code for a protein of 154 amino acids. The transcript has 4 exons. The record is from RefSeq and is a predicted model, not a curated record.
AUGAGUAAUGAAGGUGAAAAGAAGUUAAAGCCAUUUGAGCUUAUACUUCAAAAAGAAUUACUGGAUUUAGACGAAAUUAAUGGCGUUGAAUUAUUUCAAGUUAAUUAUGAAGACUUGAAAGAAAUUGGAGUAUCCAUAACAUCACAAGAUGGGUUUUUUAGAAAUAAAACUGUUAAGUUUAUCAUUAAAUUUAAGGAUACAUAUCCCAUUACCCCACCUAAAAUUUCAUGCCUCACCAAGAUUUUUCAUCCAAAUAUUGAUGAGAAUGGGAAUGUAUGCUUAAAUGUUUUAAAACUCGAUUGGAACCCAAUCAUAAAUUUGCAAAUGCUAAUAUUGGGAUUAGUCCUUUUAUUAAAUGAGCCUUCAACUAAUGACCCUUUUAAUGUAGACGCUGCAAAUGUUUUAAAAAAUGAUAAACAAAAAUUUAUCGAAAUAAAUAAUGCUUUAUUUUAUGAAACAAAUUAA